Molecule: messenger RNA, 2088 nt
Organism: Pelecanus crispus (Dalmatian pelican)
Lineage: Eukaryota; Metazoa; Chordata; Aves; Pelecaniformes; Pelecanidae
Source: RefSeq, a predicted model, not a curated record
GGCUUCCCUCUGCUCUCCUUAUUGGUGCUCGCUCUCCAUAAGGUGACUGUGGAAGAAGUGAUGACCACUACUGCAUACCUGGAUCUCUUUUUGCGUAGUGUUUCAGAGCCAGCCCUCCUCAAGGUUUUCCUCCGUUUUAUUUUGCUGCACCGACAUGAGAAUGUGCAUAUCCUAGAUACACUUACUAGCCGAAUCAACACACCAUUCCGGCUCUGUGUGGUCUCCUUGGCAUUGUUCAGAACCCUCAUUGGCUUGCAUUGUGAAGAUGUGAUGCUACAGCUAGUUUUAAGGUAUCUGAUUCCAUGUAACCACAUGAUGUUGAGCCAGCGGUGGGCUGUGAAAGAGAGAGACUGUUACUCUGUGUCUGCUGCAAAACUGCUUGCCCUGACGCCAGUCUGCUGCUCCACUGGGAUCACCUUGACACUUGAAAGCCAAGGAAAAGAUUAUAUUCUAUGGACAAAAGCAGCACAAACUAAAGAUUCUGGACAGCCCUCUUCUGAAUCUACUUGCAUUGUGGAAUAUGGAAGAGCUGUGGACAUCAGCUACUUGCAGUACUUGGGGGAAGCUCAAGAAGCUAUCCUGCAGUGUCUGAGAGAUUGUAAGGUUUGGUCUGCCUUGUACGAUGGAGUAAACCCUGAUCCAGACACCUUCAUCCAAACGCUUGCUGAGGAGAACAGUACAGAUGUCGAACACCCCAUGUUUCAGCUCCAGCAAAGGACACCUAGCAUGUGUAGCUCCUCUCAAAUAACUCCAUUCAGUGAGAAGAUGCAGCUGGAGCUAGAAUGGGAUGAUAGCUAUGACACAGGGAUUUCUCCUGGUUCUGAUGUGAGCUCACCGCAACCGUAUGAUGAUCUGGGAAGCACAGAUAUGCAGCCACCUGCAGAGCCACCAAAACACAUUCAAGAAAUGAAAAAAAAUGCUAUCAUGCUCAUCAAAGGAUCUUACAUAGAGGAAUCAGACUUUCAGGAUGAUGUUAUGGUUUACAGGUUAUGUGCCCAGAAGGAUACUCAAGAUGAUGACAGCUUCAGGGAGAAAACUCUAAAUGUAGCCAGAGAAUGUGAGGUCCAAAGCCAGACUGUAGUCAAUGGGCCUCUUGCAAAAAGCCAGCUGGAAAUGGACUUGGAUGAGCACAGUAAGAGAAAUUCAAGCUUGACUCAUGGUGUAAUGAAAGAACAAAUAAACCAGAAAAUGAUUGAGAUUGAUCCACAGCCAGACUUAGAGUUGAGGAUUUCUCCUCAGGAGGCAGAUUGUAACUUAAGUGUAAGACUGCUGAGCACAUAUGGUGAGGAUUUCAUUGCACAGUAUGACAAAAUUAUUAAGGAACUGGAUCCAAGCAGUGCAAGCUUGGAAGAGCAGAAGUUGGAUACUCCUGACCCGGUCUCCCCUGCAGAAGAAGAGGAGGACUUUGAGAAUUUCUCAGUAGACACCCCUUCUGUGGAGAGCAUGUCAUCUCCCUUUGGACCAAAGGAGGAUGUCUCUCCCAAGCGCAUUGCGAGGAGCCAGAGUGCUCCAUUUACAGGCCCGUUCAUCAGCGUAGUGUUGUCGAAGCUGGAGAACAUGCUGGAGAAUUCCUUGCAUGUAAAUUUGCUGCUUAUUGGGAUUAUUACUCAGCUGGCAAGUUACCCACAGCCUCUUCUUCGCUCCUUUCUGCUCAACACCAACAUGGUGUUUCAGCCUAGUGUGCGGUCACUUUAUCAGGUGCUGGCAUCUGUGAAAAAUAAAAUUGAACAUUUUGCUUCCGUUGAAAAAGACUUCCCAGGUCUUCUCCUGGAGGCCCAACAGUACUUGCUUUUUCGUGUGGACAUGUCUGAUGCCGCGGAAGAAUUGCUAACCAAAGGUAAUGUCCAGCACAGCAGCAACGCAGGGAAAGGAAGGAACCUCUCUGAAGUUUACCCAGCUGUACUCCAGCCUUUCCUGGGACAGAAAGGAAAGAAAGGCCUGGCUCAUCCUGGCCUUCCUACGCACGUGAGGAAUGCUGUACUCGCAGCUGCCCUUUUCCCGGAGUUCCUGAAGGAGCUGGCAGCUCUUGCCCAGGAACACUCCAUUUUAUGUUACAAAAUACUGGGGGAUUUUGAGGAUUAUUAUUAG